AUGUCGCCGUAUGGAAAGCAUCAGAGUAUCUCUGAAAGGAGAGGCAGUGUCCUCGGGGAAGAGUUGUCGCUCAACACACAUAGCGCCAAACUGGCGCAACAACAUCGCCCACAACCACCAUUAACACCAUUAGGCAUGAACCCUUCUGCCGACUUCAAUCAACAACUCUCAGCAGGUUCACCGCCACCACCGCCGACCCCAGCAGCAUCUCCCGGUCCAUCACAGACUCAGCCGGACUGGAGUAACGCGGAAGAGGAUGAAAGCAUAGUGUUGUCCUUAAUGCGGGAGAAUUUUCUCAAGGCCACCACCCCGGAGAAAAAGCGAAUACUCGAGGACAUUGUGAACAUGUGCAAUAGCCAACAGCUCAGCUUUAUUCUCCAGCUGGUCAGCCCGCGCUUGAAGAAGGACCCCAUGAUGAGCCUGCCCGAUGAGUUGUGUUUACGAGUUCUGUCGUUUAUCGACGACCCCAAAGACCUGGCAAGAGCUUCUCAAGUGUCUCGCAGGUGGCGGGACCUGGUGAGCGAUGACAUGACAUGGAAGAACCUCUGUCUGAAGCACGACUAUCAGCGUAGGCUAUCUGAGGUACAGACUUCGAUGCAGUAUUCCAACUUCCUACGGCCAGACCCUACGAGCAGCUUUUACCAGCCCUAUAGCGCUCCCGCGGCCUCAGUCACUUUUGACGACGCAUCGAGCCUGAGGAGGCCCAGGUCAUACAAGUCGCACUUCAAACAGCGAUACCUUGUGGACGCCGCCUGGCGGACAGGGGGACGCAACAUUACGAAAAACAUCACCCAGGAAGGCGGUGUAGUCACUAGCCUCCAUCUUACCAAGAAGUACAUCAUUGUAGCUCUCGACAACACCAAGAUACACGUGUUCGACACGGAAGGAAACGAACUACGAACACUCAGGGGCCACAUGAUGGGCGUCUGGGCUAUGGUUCCUUGGGACGACGUUCUGGUCAGUGGUGGCUGUGAUAGAGAUGUUCGUGUGUGGGAUCUGACGACGGGUGUCUGUAUGCAUACACUCCGUGGACAUACCUCCACCGUCAGAUGCCUCAAGAUGUCGGAUGCAAACACUGCUAUUUCCGGAUCUAGGGAUACGACCCUCCGAGUCUGGGAUAUCAAGAACGGAGUGUGCCGAAACGUGCUUGUCGGUCACCAGGCUAGUGUGAGGUGUUUGGAGAUCCAUGGCGACAUUGUUGUCUCGGGGAGUUACGACACAACCGCUAAGGUUUGGAGUAUCUCGGAGGGCCGCUGCCUACAUACACUUUCAGGUCACUACAGCCAAAUUUACGCAAUCGCCUUUGAUGGCUACCGUGUGGCAACCGGAAGUUUGGAUACCAGCGUGAGGAUCUGGAACGCCGCUACUGGUGAGUGUCAAGCGGUUUUACAAGGUCACACGUCUUUGGUCGGACAACUACAAAUGCGUGGUGGCACCCUCGUCACCGGUGGUAGUGACGGCUCAGUCAGAGUCUGGUCGCUGGAAAGGUUCUGCCCUAUCCAUCGCCUUGCGGCUCACGAUAACAGUGUUACAAGCUUGCAGUUUGACGACACGCGGAUUGUCAGUGGUGGCAGUGAUGGACGGGUUAAGGUCUGGGAUCUCAAGACUGGCCAGCUUGUCCGCGAGCUUAUCUCUCAGGGAGAGGCUGUUUGGCGCGUUGCCUUUGAGGCCGAGAAGUGCGUUGCGAUGGCACUGAGGAACAGCAGGACGGUUAUGGAGGUUUGGUCCUUCUCUCCACCCGAAGAUGUUCUCCUCGACCGACACGAGCGACAACCAUUUAUGCUUACGCCACGACCGACCAUUGAGGCCCCCGUUCCCGAAAGGCCGUCAAGUGCGAUGGACGAUAGCCUGAUAGGAACUGGAAUGCAGGACGUGGAUAUGCCCGAUGCCGGCCCUGCCACAGCUCCUCUUCGACCAAAUGCAUCAUUCUUUCAAGCAUCGAGGGGGGCCUAG
Neurospora crassa OR74A is the source of this 1953-nucleotide messenger RNA. RefSeq names its product F-box and WD repeat-containing protein. Lineage: Eukaryota; Fungi; Ascomycota; Sordariomycetes; Sordariales; Sordariaceae. Gene Ontology annotation, cellular component: Set1C/COMPASS complex. The record is from RefSeq and is a predicted model, not a curated record. The transcript has 5 exons. Gene Ontology annotation, molecular function: histone binding. The coding region runs from base 1 to 1953 and encodes 650 amino acids.